Molecule: messenger RNA, 1422 nt
Organism: Penicillium oxalicum
Lineage: Eukaryota; Fungi; Ascomycota; Eurotiomycetes; Eurotiales; Aspergillaceae
Exons: 3
Coding region: 1-1422 (473 amino acids)
Source: RefSeq, a predicted model, not a curated record
AUGACAACAACCCCACCUCCAUCGUCACCUUCAAGCCUUCGGAUUCCCUCUGCACCGCUGCAUGGGGCUGGCUACGACCAAUACGAGCCAUAUCCCCGUCGUCAAUCGACUAGACUGGCAAGUCAGCGCGCCGCCAGGGAACUCGAAAAGGCUUCAGAGGAGUCCUGCCCGAAGUCACCAAGCAAAUCGCGGUCUCAAUGUGUGCCGAAAAAGUAUCGGAGGGUCCAGGAUGAGGCAUCUUCGGACUCACAAGAAUCAGAACAUGGUCUCUCUCGCAAGAGAUCUGACGCGCCCAAACAGCAACCAAGUAUCCCUUUCUCGAAUCAUGGGGCCAGUGUUGAUCCAUUCACAUCACCUCAGCGCCAGCCCACUUCAGCUGCCUGGUCUCGCGUAGAAGCCCCCCAAGGCCUUCUCACUCCUGUAAAGACCCCAUCGAAGCGAAAGAGUCACGGAAACCUGUCAUCCACAUCUCGAGCGCUCUUCCCUCCAUCUGGAAGAACCUUUACCAAGAAGCCGUCACCUUUCUCACUCGAGAGUUUCGAGACUUCCUCUUCUGAUGAGAUUCACAUCUUCACUGACUCCCGCGACCGUGUUCCUGUCGCCCGUCCUGCAUCAGAUAAUCCUUUCACUUCGCGGUUGUCUGAUGUUUCAAAGUCCAGAGACACCAGUAAAAGGGCUGAGCAGACAAAGGACACAUCCAUCGAAGCUGUGGAGGCCACAGGCUCGUCUGGCCCGUCACGCACCCGUGGUGGCAAGAGUGCACGUCUUGCAAUGAUGUCCGGCGAUGAGGAAGCUAUUUCUACUCGACGUGAAGGAAUUACGAUGAUGUUCCGCGGUAAAAAGGUCUUCACCAGGUUUGACGACGUCGAGGAAGACGACGAUGAGGAUGAUGACCUUGGCCUCUUCGCUUCUCGACCCGACCUACUUGAAGCAAACCCUGACAUUUUGACACAAGUAAAGCCACUCAGUCGCCGCACCAUGAAGCCUCGUGCCCUGUUUUCCACAGCCACAAAGGCCGUUUCCCAGCGAGAUGAAGAGGCCGCUACGGAUGAUGAAAGUGCCGAAGAGAACGAUGCCAAGAAGCCUCCUGUCAUCGAGAUAUCAUCAACUGUCACAGAUCAGGCCCCGGUGUCGCCCGAGUCACCCCACGCCCCCAGUGCAACUCGUCUUCUCAGGUCCAGUGCGCGCUUUGCCCCUGAAACCGAGCAGACUUCCUCCAGCGGAAGUGCUACAGAUUCCAAGAGGAAACGUAUCAGUCCCUUCGACAACUGGCUGCGUAAGAAGCAGGCCAUUGAGGAGGUGUCUGCCUCUGUGCCAUCUGCGAAGCGGGAGGCAGACCUUUCAGGUGACCUAAUAACGCCUCCAACAGCCAAGAAAACCCGCAGUACUCGAGGAGGUGCUUCUGCCAAUCCCUCUGUCUGA